GAUCCCCUUUCCAUCUCUGAGACAGGGGCCCUGGGGUCAGCUCUGCAAUUGUUUGUGUCCCCAGCUCUUACCCCCCGGGGGUUCCUCCCCUCCUUCGCAGCUCUGGGUACUGGGGCGGGGCCGCCAACUGGCUUUGGGCCCCGCCCCCGGCUCCCAUCCAAUCACAAUCCCUUCUUCCGGGGGCUGGGCCGAAGGGCUGCACUUCCAAGCUGCUAGCUCCAGCACUAGGCUCGCAGCCGAGGAUGAUGCGGGGAUGAUGCACAGCUACUGCUCCUGUCACCACCGCCAGCGACUACCCCGACUUUCCGGGGUGCUGGGGCUGUUGCUGCUGUUGCUACCACUCGCAGCUGCAACGGGCCCAGGGGGCUGUGACACCAUAUACCAGGGCUUCGCUGAGUGUCUCAUCCGCCUGGGGGACAGCAUGGGCCUUGGAGGCGAGCUGGAGACUGUCUGUAGGUCUUGGAAUGACUUCCACGUCUGUGCCUCCCGAGUCCUGUUGCGCUGCCCGGAGGAGGCUGCUGCUGUGUGGGAGUCACUACAGCAAGAAGCUCGCCGGGCCCCGCACCCAGAUAACUUGCAUGCUCUGUGCGGAACCCCUGUGCGUAUUAAGGAGCAUGGGACAGGCCCUGAGACCAACCAGGAGACGCUGCAGGCAAGAGCAUCUGCACCCACCCCAGCCCCGACACCCUCACUGCUGGCAGCUGCUCUGGCGCUCAGCUGCCUCCUGGGACCUCUGGCCUAGCCAGUCUGGUGGAGUUGUAGCACCCCUGCCUCCUACCCUGCUCUGGCAGCUGCUGCGGGGUUUGCCAGGUGCCCUUGGCUUUCAUUAAAGACAGGUUAAGUGCUCUGUCCUCUCCCUCUCUGGGGUCCUCGUCUACCUGAGGGGAGACCGUUCCAGAAGGUGGGGAGUCCCUGUUUCCGUCUAUAUUCCGGUGACCUGGAGCUGCAGAAACUGGGGUCAUGAUGAGGAUUCAUCUGGCCUCUGUUGUACCCAAGCUUGUUCUUUGAGAAGAGGUAUGCAGUGUGAAGUCAAUAAUCCCAGAAGACUUUCUGGAAAUAUGGAAUAAGUGUGUGGUGUGUGAGGAAACCCUGUUCAUCCUGGUGGAGAAGAGCAAGAAUCUACACGGGCAGAAUCCUGAGGGAAGGAGGAGUCCUCAGGGAGGGUGAGACCCUCUCUCAAUCAGUCCUCUACCACCACCUCUAGGACCGUACUCCAAGCCACCACCCCAUGACUUGUGUGGGCAGUCCCAUGGCUUCACUGACUUUUGCUCUCGCUCCCUCUGCUUUAUUUUCCUUUUUUUUUUUUUUUUUAAUUUAGAACCGAUUCCGAUGUUAAAGCUUUUUUCAUUGCCUAUGAGGCCCUGCAUAAGCCAGCUCUGCCCACAGUUGAUUCAGUCCACUCCUGCGACUCCCCUCUGCCUGAGCAUGGAUCAGGGAUCUACCUACUCAGUGCUUGGCAUCAGGGGAGCCUUCAGGGAAGGCAUAUGAUAGGGGCUGAUAGAGGUCAGUAUGUGAGGGGGUGCCUGGGUGGCGCAGUCGUUAAGUGUCUGCCUUCGGCUCAGGGCGUGAUCCCAGUUUUAUGGAAUCGAGCCCCACAUCAGGCUCCUCCGCUAUGAGCCUCCUUCUUCCUCUCCCACUCCCCCUGCUUGUGUUCCCUCUCUCCGCUGGCUGUCUCUAUCUCUGUCAAAUAAAUAAAUAAAUAAUCUUAAAAAAAAAAAAAAAAGAAGUCAGGAUGUGAGACUUACAGGUGGUAGAGGAAAGAUGGGGCUGAGUUGGAGAGGGCUUUACAAGAGGAGCCCAAAGGAAUCAGGGUAGGAAUCUAGAGCUUGGCAGACUAGGUUUACUCUAAAGCCCAUGCUGGGGGGGGGGGGGCUACUGCCUACAGGAAGGAAUCAGGCCUAAUUGAACCCUUGUUUGGCUCCAUGGUGACAGGUGCCUUCAGAGACCUCCAUCUUCGUGUAUAGGGGCCCUACUUCAUCCAUUCUUUCCAAACACCUUCCCAUUCCAGUUAGCUCAGAUACCUCAGUCAACUCUCUCUGUCCUACCUUUGCUCCUCUGCUUCAUUCACCUGUACUUUUCUCUCCACUUCUAUUUCCCAGCCAGUCUCACAUCACUGAAAGGAGAAAGUUCAGGAGAAAAUCUCUCCCACAUCUGCCCCACUUUGACCACCAGAAUUUUCCAGAAGGAAAGGCCAGACUUUUAUCCCUUUGGGUCUUUUUUAUUUUUAUUUUUUUAAAGAUUUUAUUUAUCUAUUAGAGAGAGAGAGAGAGAGCACAAGCAGGGGGAGCAGCAGAGGGAGAGGGAGAAGCAGGCUCCACUGAGCAGGGAGCCUGAUGGGGGGCUCAAUCCCAGGACGCUGGGAUCAGACCUGAGCUAAAGGCAGAUGCUUAACUGACUGAGCCACCCAGGCUCCCUCCCCUUGGGUCUUUGUACAUUUAUUCUCUGUACUCAAAAUACCCUUCCCCAUAUCCUCCUGGUGAACUCCUUUUCUUGAUCAGUAUCACUUCCUUCCUAAUCCUGACUCCAGACCUCAAUCAGAAGUCUCCUACAGGUCCAUACAGCUCCCCAGUUGUCUUCUGUCUCUGGCUUGUUACUGUCUGGGUCUGGGUCAGAGUUCCCCACUGUGGCUUCCCAAAGGUCCUCUUUAUAUCUCUAGCACCCGGCUUAGGGCUGGGUAUAAAGAGUACACUUGUAGAAGUGUGUGGAAUCAAAGACAGAAUCUCUAAGCCCAGCAUAGAAAGUGUUAUAGUCAGGAAGAGCUUGGACUGAGAAUGACCUCAACAUGGAGGAUGUAUCAUUUGGGGCAGCCCGCUUACCUAGCCUGGACAUACUUUGGGAAGGAUGAUGCUAGGAAUCCAGACCCUAAAAGUCUUCUCACAGCCCCUCUUGGUGGGUGGCCAGGAACAGCCUGCUUCCAGGAGCAGGGGCCCAACUGCUUUGGCCAGCCAUCAGGGGGAUUACCAUCUUCCUGCUGUGACCUACUUUACUGGUUUUUGCUCCCUAAGUCGCUGCUCUUCCCUGGAAUUGAGUGACCUGGAGUGUGUGCAUGGGGGUGGGGACAGAAUCUGCUUUCUGGCCAGGGGCUUAAGAGCUUUGUAUGUUUUAUCCCAGAGCUGGAGGAGAGGGGUGGGCUGAUAGCCAGACUGGGCCCUGGACACAUCUGCCCAGGCCAGAGCAUAAUGGUGAUGGUGUGUCUCAAAUUUACAGCUCUGUGGAUAUGGAAUAGCUUAUUGCUCAGGGGACAGCCUACGGGCUGAAUGUCUUGAACCCAGUCCCUCUGCAUCAACAUACCUCUUCAUCUUAGGACCCUGUGUUCUUUGCCAGAAUCCAUACCAGCAUCUGCCAGUAGCAAAGGCUCAAUAAAUACUUGUUGGAUUAAUUUGCUGAAUGUCUGUAAAAUUGGGGUGUUGUGUGUGAAUUUCUAAGCCCCACCAACCCUAGAAUUCAUAUUACUUUUAACCUUCACAACAAUUCUGUGGGGUCAGGAUUAUGAUCCCCAUAAAAUAUAAGAAAAAUGAGGCUUAAGGAGGGGAGAUGUCUUGCCUAAGGUUACACGGCUGUGAAAAGUGUCAGAGCUUGGGGUAUGAUCCCAGGUUUGUUUGACCCCAAAGGCAUGCUCUUAGUCACUAGGCUUUUGGAAGUGAUUUAUUUUCUUUUUUCUUUUUUGGAGGUGGGGGAGCAAUGAUUUUUAAAGGUGUUUUU
Ailuropoda melanoleuca (giant panda) is the source of this 3702-nucleotide messenger RNA. It is a transcript of the gene NRN1L, whose product is annotated as neuritin 1 like. Gene Ontology annotation, biological process: nervous system development; neuron projection extension. The transcript is spliced from 4 exons. Bases 254 to 742 code for a protein of 162 amino acids. The record is from RefSeq and is a predicted model, not a curated record. Gene Ontology annotation, cellular component: plasma membrane. Lineage: Eukaryota; Metazoa; Chordata; Mammalia; Carnivora; Ursidae.